Carcharodon carcharias (great white shark) is the source of this 1760-nucleotide messenger RNA. Its product is annotated as NAD(P)(+)--arginine ADP-ribosyltransferase 2-like. The record is from RefSeq and is a predicted model, not a curated record. The transcript has 4 exons. Bases 554 to 1273 code for a protein of 239 amino acids. NCBI's taxonomy places the organism in Eukaryota, Metazoa, Chordata, Chondrichthyes, Lamniformes, Lamnidae. Gene Ontology annotation, molecular function: NAD+ poly-ADP-ribosyltransferase activity; NAD+-protein-arginine ADP-ribosyltransferase activity.
UUCAGGAAGUACAGCGCAUUGAAGGGUUGUGCACGUUUCUCAUUGUGUGGUUUAAACAAAUUAUAACAAGAUAUCGGUUCUGCUUUGAGCAAAGUGCUGUUCAUGUACAAGAUAGGAAUUGAUCCGAGUGAGGUCCAUUUCCUGGACUGUGAAUCCUUCUACCACUAAGUUUAAUGCAUCAAAUCUGGAGAUUAGACGAGAUGAGGUGGAUCAUUUACGUUUACCUCCUGAUAGGCUGGAUCACUGGACAGUGAUCAGGAGCAGGAACACUGGCUGAUUUCCCCUCUCUGUCUCUCCAACCCAGAGAUCACUGGACAGCGAUCAGGAGCAGUUUUGAUCUCCCUCUAGUGUCCGAACAUUGCCAGGGCAGUUCCCUCUCCUGAGUCCAAGGCCUCUGAAAUUCCGGGCCUGAGUCUUACCCUUGGCAGACGCGGGUGAUCGGUGGGCCCCGGAGCAGUCGGGAAUUGGGCCUCAUCCCGUGUAAGGCCCCCGACCGCGAUUUCUCGCUGGCUGGCCAAUUACAGCCCACCCAGCAUGAAACACACAUCCCCCAAUGGUCGGCAAAGGACAGACAGGGACCCUUCAUCUGACUGUCCAAUGGAAGGCACAGGAGCUGGUCACUUCCCUGGUCAGCGAUGGGGAAAGCUGUGGUAUCCACACGGGUGGCAAUGGGCUGGAUAUGGAAGAGAAUUCAGCCACAUAUUGGUUCCCCCGGAGUGAAGAUUGGGACAACUUGGCGAUCGAGUGUUUGAAUGAAGAACUGCAGAGAAACCAGACGUUCACUGAUGUUUGGGAUUUGGCCAGAAAGUUUUGGAAUGGGCGCACCAUUCCCCAUGGUCUCCGUAAGGAGCACAUGAUCGUGGUCACUAUGUACACCCAUCAUGGAUCAUUGUACAAGGCAUUUAACGAUGAGGUUCAGAAAUAUGGAAAUAUAACCAAAUACAACUCCGAAUUUAAACUGAAGGCCUUCCAUUAUCUCCUAACCAUCGCUCUCCAGGCAUUGAGAGAUCAUUCCAAAUACUUACACCUUUAUCGUGGGUUGAACGUUCCCAAGUUUGGGAGACGGGGCCAGGAGAUGAGUUUCGGGAGAUUCACCUCCACCUCCCUCAACAGAACAGUGGCCGUGGGAUAUGGAAACAGGACUUUGUUUGUGCUGAACACGACUUACGGUGUCAAGAUCCGCAAUUACUCAUUCUUUGAGGGGCAAGAGAUCUUAAUCCCUCCCUACGAGAAGUUUGAGAUUGUAAAGGCCGAGAGCUCAGGGGGAAACUGAAUCUUCACCCUCCGCUCGAGAGGCUAUGAGGGAGUUGAGGUGGGGCUGGAGAGGGACGGUAAUGACUGUCUGAGAGUUUACCGGAAGACCCGACCCUGGUGGGUCUGGUUUCUGAUCGCCUUGGCGAUUUUGGUCACUCUGGGGGGAUUAGGAACAUUUCUCUACAAGUGCAGCUGCCAGGAAUAGAUUCCAAUUUCCCACCAUCUCCCCAACCCUCAACCCCCAUCCAAUACCCCUGACACACCAUCAACCCUCAUCAGCCUAAUGAUCAAAACUCUGUCCUCACACUCCCAAACCAUGCUCCCCACAUGCCAAAUGAUCAAGUCUGUGGGGCUGAAUGGCCUCCACCUGUUCCUGUGUAACAGACUCGAGGGGCUGAAUGGCCUCAUGUUCCUAUCUGUGCAAACUGUAAAUUAAAAUGAUGUUUGAUAGAUUGACAAAGCUAUGAAGGUUGAAUUAACAAUGUUGACAUAAAAUUUGUCCAUAG